Molecule: messenger RNA, 2550 nt
Organism: Linepithema humile (Argentine ant)
Lineage: Eukaryota; Metazoa; Arthropoda; Insecta; Hymenoptera; Formicidae
Product: ATP-dependent RNA helicase DDX24
Cellular component (GO): nucleolus
Molecular function (GO): RNA helicase activity; ATP binding; nucleic acid binding
Source: RefSeq, a predicted model, not a curated record
AAAUUGUCUGGAAGAAAUUUGUUCGAGAGAUAGUUUUUUAUUCAAUCGCACACACAGAUCUGAUAUUUUGUAAAUUUUGUCACUUAAUUGCUUGAGUUAUCAAUGUAUAGUUGAUUUAUCAAAUAGCUAUAAGGAAAUAUUUCUAUGUAACCACGUGGCUAAUUGAAAUUCAUUAAGGUUAUUUAGCCACGUGCAUGUGAUUUAGAAUCACUUGCAAAUAAUUGUCUAUCAUGAAGUGCGGUAUCCUGUCUCAAAUAUAUAUAGCAGUGCAUACCAAUUAAAUAGUUUAUAAAAAUGACAAAAACUAAAAAAGUUAAUGAUAGUGGAUGGAAACCUGUACCAUUGGAAGGUGCAUUAUUGUCCAACAGUACAGGAUUAAUUGGAAUAGAAGAGUUGACUGAAUAUAAUUUGGAAAAGAGCAGCAAAAAAGGCAAACUUGUUAUCAUAGAAGUAAAAUCUACUGAAGAAAAGAAAUCAGCUUCAAAGCGGAAACACUUAAAGGAAGAAGCUGAGGAUGACGAUGCUACUGAGGUUUCUGCAAAGAAAUUAAAGAUUAAAAAAGCUGAAACAAAAUCAACAAAGAAAAAGAAUAAGAAGACGGCAAAAUCUAAAGAGUCUGGAACCACAGAACAAAUUAAAUCUGAUGGUGAAAAUGAUUUGUAUCAUGACACAGACAGUAGUGAAAAUUUGGCAAAUAUUAAUGUUAAAGUAUGGAUUUCUAUGGGUGUUCCUACUGUUGUGAUGAAAGCUUUAGCUGAUCAGAAUUUUCAUUCUCCUACUGCAAUACAAGCUCAGACAUUGCCAGCUGCUAUAUUGGGCCGCAGAGAUAUAUUAGGUGCUGCUGAAACUGGUAGUGGCAAAACAUUGGCUUUUGGUAUUCCAAUAAUAAAAGGUAUCUUAGAUUUAAAGAACCAACAAUUAGAAACAGCAGUGUCUAAGAAAUCUGCAACACAUAAUAUUCAAAAGGACGAAGUAGAAGCUAAAGAUACUGAUACUUCAGAAUCUGAUUCAGAAGAUGAAAACUUAUCAAAAUCUGAGAAUUGUGUGAAAGCUAUAGGUGAUAAAUUUGAUGAGUGUCAAGAUAUUCCAAUCAAGCCUCUGUAUGCAUUAAUUCUUACACCAACUCGUGAAUUAGCAAUUCAGAUAAAGAAUCAUCUUACUCAAGCAGCAAAAUAUACGGAUAUUAAGAUAGCUAUUGUUCUUGGAGGUAUGGCAGCGGUAAAACAAGAAAGAAUAUUAAACAAAGGUCCUGAAAUUGUUAUUGCUACACCUGGAAGACUUUGGGAAUUGGUUGAAAAAGGGAACUCUCACUUAAGUCAAAUAGAUUCUAUUAGAUAUUUAGCCAUUGAUGAGACAGACAGGAUGCUAGAGAAAGGUCAUUUUCAAGAAUUACAUGAUCUUUUGGAGAAGAUAAAUGCAAAUCCAGCGAAGCGGGAGAAACGGCAAACGUUUGUUUUUUCCGCUACUUUGACUAUGGUACAUGAUCUCCCAGAGUAUCUUGAGAAAAAGAAGAGACGAUAUGCCAGGAGCAGGAUAAACAAACUCACCUCCGACCAGAAACUGCAAAAGAUUAUAUCACUGUUAAAAAUUAAAAAACCCAAAAUCGUUGAUCUUACGAAAGAAUCAGGUACAGCCGAUAAUUUGACAGAAUGUCGAAUAGCAUGCACAAUCGACCACAAAGAUUAUUACCUUUACUAUUUUUUGACAAAGCAUAAUGGAAGGACGUUAAUAUUUUGUAACAGUAUUGGCUGUGUAAAAAGAUUGGCUACUCUCUUCAGCAUACUCGAAUGUAAACCCUUACCUCUGCACGCCAAUAUGCAGCAACGGCAACGCUUAAAAAAUCUGGAAAGAUUUCAAGCUGAUGAGAAUGGACUGUUGAUAGCCACUGAUGUAGCUGCGAGAGGUUUAGAUAUACCUAACAUAGAGCAUGUAAUACACUAUCAGGUUCCCAGGACAUCCGAGAAUUACGUACAUAGAAGCGGUAGAACGGCAAGAGCACAGAAGGAAGGCAUCACAGUUCUAAUGAUGGAACCUUCUGAAAAACAGAACUACAGCAAAUUAUGCAAAACCCUUGGCCGCACACAAGAUUUGCCCAUAUUUCCUGUGAUAGACAAUUUAUUAAUUGCCAUAAAAGAAAGAGUCAAUAUUGCUCGUGAAAUUGAUAAAUUAGAAUUGAGAUGUCGCCGGGAAAAUACUCAGAAAAGUUGGUUACAAAAAGCAAAAGAAGAAAUGGACAUCAUUUUGGACGAUGAUGACGAUAAUGAGUCAUCAACGGAAUCGGAAGAAACAGCAGCACUGAAACGACAAUUAAAAGUGAAGAAACAUCAAUUGAAAUCUCUGUUAACAAAGCCAGUAUUCCCGAAAGGAUUUUCAACAAAAUAUCUUGAUACUAAUGUAAACGUAGAUUUAGCUCAGAAUGCAGAGAAAGCUAUCGAAGUAAUGAAAAAAGUAAUAGAUGAUUCCGAUAAAAGUAAAAAAAGUAAUGUCGCAUCUAAAAAAAGACAAAAGCCACAAAAAUCGGAAAACUGUAAAAAGUUUAAAAAGGCAUAA